Messenger RNA from Lutzomyia longipalpis, 2133 nucleotides. RefSeq names its product asparagine--tRNA ligase, cytoplasmic (gene AsnRS). Gene Ontology annotation, molecular function: asparagine-tRNA ligase activity; nucleic acid binding; ATP binding. Gene Ontology annotation, cellular component: cytoplasm. The transcript has 5 exons. Gene Ontology annotation, biological process: asparaginyl-tRNA aminoacylation. The record is from RefSeq and is a predicted model, not a curated record. NCBI's taxonomy places the organism in Eukaryota, Metazoa, Arthropoda, Insecta, Diptera, Psychodidae. The coding region runs from base 312 to 1985 and encodes 557 amino acids.
AUGCAUGAGUUUUUUGUGAGAAAGAGAAGUCAAUUAUUUUCCAUUGUUUACAAUAUUUUUCUCGUUCUCACUCAUGCAAUAGAGAAUACUGCUUUUCUCUUUCCAACCUCAUAGACGGAAUUAAUGGACAUGUCCUAGGAAUGUCUAAUCCAUAUUCCAAAACAAAAACAAAAAUUUUUAUAGGGUGAAAAGAAUUUGAGUUGACGUGCAGAGAAGAUUUGCAAAACGUGGAAAUUCCGCAAAAGCCGGAAAAUUCUUGCAUUUCCCAAAAAAAAUUGCAGAGUUUUUAUCUCGAUAAUUCACUUAGCAAGAUGCCAGAAAAGGAAAUGGAAAAAUUGAGCAUUGGUGAGAUCUAUACGUCCGACAAAAAGGGCUCUGAUGAGACAGGAGAUGGGACAGAAGGAAAGCCCUUCAAGACGAUACUUCAGGCGAUGAGACACGCCGGGAAGGAACCCUUCCCCACAAUUUACGUAGAUGCUAAAGAUGAGACGACAGGACCGUAUGAGCCAGCAGCCAAGUCUCAAUUGAAGAAAAUUCAGAAGUUGUGGGUGCGCGAGAGCCACAAAAAUGCCGACAAGAGCAAGCGCGAGGAGGAAGAUGCCAAGAAACGAGAACAGAACCUCGAGGAAGCGAAGAAAAUCAAAAUUGAGCAGGAUCCAUCGUGGCCAGAGGCAAAGCGUAUAAAGAUUUUCGACGGAGGAAAAUUCCGUGAUCAGAGAAUUCGGAUUUAUGGCUGGGUUCAUCGACUCAGACGUCAGGGGAAGGGUUUGAUGUUUAUCACGCUGAGAGAUGGUACGGGAUUCCUGCAGUGUGUCCUCACGGAUUUGCUAUGUCAGACCUAUGAUGCUCUUCUCCUGUCCACGGAGUCUUCUGUUCAGCUCUUUGGGACGCUCAAAGUUGUCCCAGAAGGGAAAACGGCUCCAGGAGGACAUGAACUCCACGUAGAUUACUGGGAAUUGGUGGGACUAGCACCUGCAGGGGGUGCUGAUACAAUCCUCAAUGAAGAGGCUCAUCCGGAUGUGCAAUUGGAUCAAAGGCACAUCAUGAUUCGUGGAGAAAACACAUCCAAGAUUCUGCUGAUGCGUUCAAUUGUUCUCCAAGCAUUCAGGAGCCACUAUGCCGAUCGUGGGUACGUUGAAGUAACACCCCCAACACUGGUACAGACGCAGGUAGAAGGUGGAUCGACUCUCUUCAAACUGGACUUCUUCGGAGAGGAAGCAUACCUCACCCAGAGCUCUCAGUUGUACUUAGAGACGUGCGUCCCAUCUCUCGGGGAUGUUUACUGCAUUGCCCAGAGUUACAGGGCUGAGCAGAGUAGGACACGCAGACAUCUCGCUGAGUACAGUCACAUUGAGGCGGAGUGUCCAUUUAUUACGUUCGACGACCUCCUGGAUCGUCUGGAGGAUCUUGUGUGCGAUGUUGUAGAUCGUGUGCUGAAGAGCCCCUAUGGGUAUGUUGUGCAGGAGCUCAACCCGGGCUUUGUGCCGCCCAAGAGACCCUUCCGGAGGAUGAACUACCGCGAUGCAAUCAAGUGGUUGCGUGAGAACAACGUAACCAAGGACGAUGGAACAUUCUACGAAGAUGGCGAGGACAUUCCUGAAGCGCCAGAAAGAAAGAUGACUGACACAAUCAAUGAACCCAUUAUGCUGUGUCGCUUCCCAGCUGAAAUUAAAUCCUUCUAUAUGCCUCGCUGCCCUGAAGAUCGUGCUCUCACUGAAAGUGUCGACGUUCUUCUGCCGAAUGUAGGAGAGAUUGUUGGUGGAUCCAUGAGGAUUCACAACUACGAGGAGCUCCUUGAAGGGUACAAGAGGGAGAAAAUCGAUCCAGCUCCCUACUAUUGGUACACAGAUCAGCGCAUCUAUGGGACUCAGCCUCAUGGAGGGUACGGCCUAGGGCUUGAGAGAUUCAUGUGCUGGCUUCUCAACCGCUAUCACAUCCGUGAGGUGUGCCUCUAUCCCAGAUUCCUCGAGAGAUGUCGUCCGUAGAUGCAAAAAACCCCAUUUUCCAUUCCCAGUUAUUUCCUCUCAACUAAACAUAUUCAAACACAAUGCAGUAAUUUAUUGAGACAAUUAUGCUAUUUACUCUGCAUUUGCUACUUAAAUACAAUAAAAUAAAGCUUGGGAAAGGACAAAA